Molecule: messenger RNA, 1485 nt
Organism: Alternaria arborescens
Lineage: Eukaryota; Fungi; Ascomycota; Dothideomycetes; Pleosporales; Pleosporaceae
Exons: 2
Coding region: 1-1485 (494 amino acids)
Biological process (GO): rRNA processing
Cellular component (GO): preribosome, small subunit precursor; nucleolus; cytoplasm
Molecular function (GO): snoRNA binding
Source: RefSeq, a predicted model, not a curated record
AUGCCGAAAGCGCCCAAAUCGCCCGGUGUGCGUGACCAGCGACACAACCCUCUAGCCGAAGAAUAUGCGCCCUCAGACCCAUGGAAGAACAAGGCGCCGAAGCGACAAAAGCGAAACAAGAGCGACAAGGAAGACGACGAGCAGAAGUAUGUAGACUCCAAGAGCUCGCGCAAAAUCCUGGAAAUUGGAAGAGAGCUGGAAGAGGAGGAUGCGAGGGAGAACAAGGCCCGAAGACCGCAAGAAGCCAACCCAGCCUUUGACUUCGAGACACGCAUGGGCGAGGAUGACAUGCCAGGGGAGGAUUUGGUCCAAGCCGAAGACGACGACGACGAGGCCUGGGGCGACGACGAUGAGGAGGUGGAGGAGGUUGAGAUCGAUGCGAACGACCUAGCGGCGUGGAACAAGUUCAUACCAACAGAUGACAACCCUAUCGUGUGGCCCGGCGAGGAGGCGCAACAAUCUGGACCAGGCACAGAUCUGGCGGCGCUUAUUCUCGAGAAGAUCGCUGCACAUGAAGCUGGAGGCGAAGUACAGCAACCAGAGAUUCAAGGCGGUGGUGCUCCAGAAGACGCGAUUGAACUACCUGCCAAGGUUGUCGAAGUAUACUCAAAGAUUGGCUUGAUCUUGAGCCGCUACAAGAGCGGCAAGUUGCCCAAGCCCUUCAAGAUCCUGCCCACGAUUCCCGCCUGGGAAACCCUCGUCGCCAUCACACGUCCUGACGAUUGGACACCCAAUGCUACCUUUGCGGCCACCCGAAUCUUCAUCUCCGCGAAGCCGCAAACCGCCCAAAUCUUCCUCAACACCGUACUGCUACCUCUGGUACAACAGAACAUCCGGGAAACACACAAGUUGAACGUGCAUCUGUACAAUGCACUGAAGAAGGCGCUUUACAAGCCCAGCGCAUUCUUCAAGGGCGUCGUAUUCCCUAUGCUCACAGAUGUCUCCUGCACACAGCGCGACGCCGUCAUUGUAGCUUCGGUCGUAGCCAAGAUUUCCGUGCCCGUCCUACACUCUGCCGCCGCCCUCCACCGUCUCUGCGAAAUCGCUGCCGAGCAAAUGUCUUCGGACCCGGAUGCCGCUGGCCCCUGCAACAUCUUCAUCAAGACACUUCUCGAGAAGAAGUACGCCCUGCCUUUCAAGGUCAUCGACGCGCUCGUCUUCCACUUCCUGCGCUUCCGAGGCGUAGGUGCAAGCAGCGCCGACGCCAUGGACACCGAGUCGGUAGCAGGCGACCUGGGCAACACAGGCAAACUGCCCGUCAUCUGGCAUCAGUGCCUGCUUGCUUUUGCGCAAAGAUACAGGAACGACAUUACCGAGGACCAAAGAGAGGCGCUGCUAGACUUGCUGCUCACGAGAGGCCACAGGAGCAUUAGCGCCGAAGUACGGAGAGAACUGCUUGAAGGAAGAGGACGUGGUGUUAUGAUCGAGCCACCUGCUGUAGGUAUCGAUGGCGACGACACGAUGAUGAUGGCCGUCGAUGCAUGA